This is a messenger RNA of Daucus carota subsp. sativus, 1715 nucleotides long. RefSeq lists its product as uncharacterized. The record is from RefSeq and is a predicted model, not a curated record. The coding region runs from base 92 to 1480 and encodes 462 amino acids. The transcript has a single exon. Gene Ontology annotation, cellular component: cytoplasm. Gene Ontology annotation, biological process: protein ubiquitination. Gene Ontology annotation, molecular function: ubiquitin protein ligase activity. NCBI's taxonomy places the organism in Eukaryota, Viridiplantae, Streptophyta, Magnoliopsida, Apiales, Apiaceae.
UACGUAUGUGCUUUACAUUCCCCAUUCUCAGAAAUGAAGUAACUAGAACGCCCAAAUCACAAACCCUAGAUCUUCAAUCUCCCUACAAUUAAUGGCUGAAAUUACAUAUUUACAUCUCGAAGAGGACGAGGACGAGGACGAUGUCGUUGUUGAUAUAAACAUCGCCGGAGAUGACGUGUCUAUCGGCGACGCAAUCGAAACACUCGAUCCGACGCCGAUUUGGUCUCAAAAUGUCGAUGAAUUCGAUAUAUAUCCAUUGGAUCUCGAGUUUACGACCCAUGAAAUGCGUACAUCGAGUGUGUCUAAUCAGAAUGAUGAUCGAUAUGAAUCUCGGGUCUUUGGGGUUGGAUCCGAACCGGAGGAGGAAACGGGUUUUGAUUUGUUUGAUAGGGAGAAUCAGGUGAAUUUUGUUAUGGGUAUGUUUGAUCAGCGGGUUGAGGACUCGGGUUUGGAUCCGGAUUUUGGAGUUAUUGGUGGGAAUGAUGAUAUGGGUAUGGAUAAUUUGGAGCUUGACAUAGGGUUGGAUUUCGGGUUGGGGUUUUCGAUUGAUUCUCGUAAUGUGGAUGAUGAUGAUGAUGAGGAUGACUAUUCUGGGUUCAUCUGUGCUGAUUGUGGGGAUGAGUUUUUCGAGUCUGUUAGAGGGUCUGGGAGCAUGUCUGAUUCGGGUGAAUCGUCGGAUUUGGUCGAGGGUGAAUUUUUUAUGGAGGGGUUGAGAGAUGUUGAUAUUGAGUUGGAUUCGGGUGAGGGGAGAAAUGGGGUGGUUGAUGAUUUUGCUUUUGGUGAUGGGGAUGAGGAGGACGGGGAUGGUCUUGGGAUUUGUUUGGAUUCAUUACAGUUGGAAGAAGUUAUGGAUGUGAAUAAUAAUGAGAGCAAUGGUAAUGGAGAUUUUGAGUGGGAGGAAGUUGAUGGUAGAGUAGAAGAUCGGGAGGUUUUGAGUAUGUUUUUUGAAGAUGAGGGAAAUGAUGAUGCUUCUGUUUUGCAGUUGAGAGAAUCGGGAGGGGUGGGUGAUGCAGAGAGAAGUCGAACUAGGGUGAAUUUAGAGUGGGAAGUUUUGUUGAAUGUGAAUAAUUUUGGGGUCAAUCACGGGUUUGGGAAUGAUGACGCGGAUGGUGGUUAUGUUGAUCAUGAUGAGUACAUGACGGCGGAGUACGAGACCUUGUUUGCACAGUUUGGUGAGAAUGAAAAUGCAGUACUAGGGAGACCACCGGCUUCUAAGAAUGUUGUUGAGAAUCUUGAUUUGGUGCUUAUAAAGGAAGAAGAUGUGGAGAAUGAUGAUGCACUGUGUGCUGUUUGUAAGGAUGGGAUGAAUGUUGGGGAAAAGGCAAAACAGCUACCUUGUUCACAUCGUUACCAUGGAGAAUGCAUUGUGCCUUGGCUGGGAAUCAGGAAUACCUGUCCAGUCUGUCGAUAUGAGUUGCCAACAGAUGAUCCUGAUUACGAGCGUAGGAAGAGGAGCCUUAGAGAUGUGCAAGUGCAAUGACUUCAUUUUGCAACCAAUUGUAAGGAAUUUGCUGGGUUGCGUUUGAAGUUUAACCACAUGUCUAGUCUUUGUUCUAGGAAAGAGUGAGUAUAUUUGUCUCGAGAUUUGGUUUGGUGACAAUCUGAAUGUUUUUGUAUGCAAUAUGAUGGAACAGUAUAGAUGUAUGCUAUGUAGCUAGCUUAUUUUUGAAUUCUGUGUAUAAAUAAAUUUAAAAUCUAAAGGAGUUGAUCAUGCA